GGCGGGCAGGCCGCCCCAAUGGCGGCAGCGAGCGGCGGGGGAGGAGACAUGAAGAGAAAAUGGGAAGAAAGACUGAAGAAAGUGGAAGAACGAGCAUCCUACUAUGAAAGAAACCCUCUUCCUACAGUUUAUAGACCAAGACUGUCCAAACCCUUUCAGCCAUCUUCUGUUUGGAAAAUAUUUUCUCGACAGGCUGAAGCUUUUAAUUAUGUAAAAAUCUGCAAAGAGGAUGUUCAUGUAUUUGCUUUGGAAAAGAACACACAGAGUGGACAGAGGUUUUACCUUGUGACAACAUAUAAAGAGCUUUGGUUUUAUUACACCAAAGGUUACAAAACAAGUCUUAUGCAUUGCUAUGAAGUAAUUCCUGAAAAAGAUGCUUGCAAACUUUAUUUUGAUUUGGAGUUCUACAAACCAGCAAAUCCUGGUGCAGAUGGCAAGAGUAUGGUUGCAAAGCUAAUUGAGCUUGUCAGCCAAAAAUUAAAAGAACUUUAUGAUGUAAAUUGUUCAGCUAAAGAUGUCUUGAAUUUAGAUUCCAGUACCGAUGAAAAAUUUAGUCGGCACUUAAUAUUUCUACCCCAAAAGACUGUAUUUAAGGAUAAUAUUCAUGUUGGUAACUUUGUGAGAACCAUUUUGCAGCCUGCCAUAAGAUUAAUGGAGAGUGAGGCUGCUGCUGCUGUGAUUCCAGAAGAAGAAGCAGGAUGUGUUUUCCAGUCUUCUGCAGAAGCAGUUGGAUUAGAUGGUUCUCUUAGAAACCUCACAGCUGUCGAAGAUGCUUCCAAAGGCUGGCCAACCAUUGCUCACAAAACAAAGGAUACGGAAAUGUCACACCAGGGAGAAAAUUUGGAGUUUUCUUUUCUAAUAGUAAAUGAUACAAAAGGCAACAAGCAACUUUUUGUGGAUCUAGGAGUUUAUACAAAGAAUAGAAACUUCCGGAUGUAUAAAUCAUCAAAAGCAGGAAAAAAUGUGAUUCUGAAGAUAGCAGAGGAUAAUAAGUUUAUCCCUCGCUAUGAAAAGGAUGUUUCCUUGGAAGAAGCAUAUUUUCUUUCCUCUUUAAUCUGCAACAUUAGAGUGAGUGAUGACACAAAAGUUCUGUCAUCUGGCUUUUCAGAGGAGGAGAGAAAAAUGUCUGCUUUUUUAAACAGUAAAACAACCAGAAGCAGCCAAGAUUCCAUGGAAGGCUAUCAGGGUUCACCAUAUCCAGAAAUUGAUAAUUUUGUUCAUUCUUUGGUUAAUAAAGAUGGGCUACAAGGAGGGAUACGGCAGUGGAAUUACUUCUCUCUCAAAGAAAUACUUGUAUAUGAUAUUUCUGGUUACCGCUGGUGUGAAAAUAUUGGAAGAGCUCACAAAAGUAACAACAUAAUGAUUCUGGUAGAUCUGAAGAACGAAGUCUGGUAUCAAAAGUGUCAUGAUCCUGUCUGCAGAGAACAAAACUUCAAAUCACAAAGUUUUCCAUUACCACCAGGGAUAUGUCUCCCGUCUCUUUUCAAAGAGGAAGAAGAGUAUACACCAAUGGAUGAAAGGGGGAACACAGAAGAAAAGGUGAAACCACAUUUUAAUGCAUCAGACUUGUCAGAAAGCUCAGGAUCUCUGGCAAACAGCUUGUCUCAAGACUUCUUGCUGUCAGACAGUGAGUGGGAAAAUGCAAGCGACGAUGCCUGUUUCCUGGAAGCUGCCGAAGAUGUGGAACUCGCUGAAGCUGCAAAUGAUAGUCUGAAUUAUGCCAUGGAAGAAAUCCCAGAUGAAGCUCUUUUGGAAGCUUUAAGGAAAGAAGACUCUUGAAAUAGAGAAGGCAGCUAACCACUGGCUUGGCCAGCACACAGACUGCCAGCAGUGACACCUGCGUGCUUUGUGCCUCUGGAAAGAUACUGCGAUGUAGUUCAAAAGCACUAUUCCAGAGGUGUAGGACAAAGAGCAGAUUAGCUGGAUGAUCCUGAACAGGCAGGAGGAGAUCAUGGAAGAUUACGUCGAGUCUGAAGAGUGCUGGACUGAAACACUCAUCA
Molecule: messenger RNA, 2000 nt
Organism: Lepidothrix coronata (blue-crowned manakin)
Lineage: Eukaryota; Metazoa; Chordata; Aves; Passeriformes; Pipridae
Gene: PRIMPOL
Product: primase and DNA directed polymerase
Exons: 13
Coding region: 19-1779 (586 amino acids)
Biological process (GO): response to UV; replication fork processing; error-prone translesion synthesis
Cellular component (GO): nucleus; mitochondrial matrix
Molecular function (GO): DNA-directed DNA polymerase activity; chromatin binding
Source: RefSeq, a predicted model, not a curated record